AUGGUCUUUCAAAUAUUUUACGACAUAGUGUUUAGUCCCUUUGGAUGGGUAAUUGUUUUUGGGAUCUGUUCUGCAUAUUUUUUUCACAAGAAAUACGUUGCUCCCUAUCUUGAGCAGUUGAACAAUGAGAAAGAGUUGGAAGAACGAAAGAAAUUCGAUAAAAGCGUCGAUGAUAAAGUGGCGGACAAGGUACGACAAGCGCGCGAACGACAACAACAAGAAUACGAAAGAGUGGCCGCCGAGCAAAAAUUGAAGGAAGAAGAAAAAAAAAAGGAGAAACUUGAGAAAAUGAAAAAGGAAGAGGAAAAGGAAUCUGUAUACAAACACGCGGUCGGCUCGCAUUCGGUCAAGAAAGUCUUCCCAGCUGCGAAGGAGGAAACGCCAAAAGAAAUCAUUGCAAGAUUCAUUGCUAGCAAGCCGAUCGUUGUUUUCAGCAAGACGUGGUGCCCCUUUUGCCGAAAAGUGAAAGCAGCUCUUGCAACGUAUAGACUUUCCGUGGACUCUUUUGAAUACGUCGAGUUAGACGAAAGAAACGAUCUUCCUGGGGAAAAGAUUCUCGAUGAACUUCUUCAAAUGACAGGAGCACGUUCUGUUCCAAGGGUUUUUAUCAAUGGAAACUUUAUUGGUGGUUGCGAUGAUACAAUUCGCCUUCAACGAGAGGGAACUCUCGACAAAAUCAUACAAGAAGCUCUCAAA
Mesorhabditis belari is the source of this 696-nucleotide messenger RNA. The record is from the annotation of a GenBank genome assembly. NCBI's taxonomy places the organism in Eukaryota, Metazoa, Nematoda, Chromadorea, Rhabditida, Rhabditidae.